Messenger RNA from Protomyces lactucae-debilis, 300 nucleotides. RefSeq lists its product as uncharacterized. The record is from RefSeq and is a predicted model, not a curated record. Lineage: Eukaryota; Fungi; Ascomycota; Taphrinomycetes; Taphrinales; Protomycetaceae. Bases 1 to 300 code for a protein of 99 amino acids. The transcript has a single exon.
AUGUCAGCGACGCCGCCGCCCAAGAACUCGUUGCUUGCGACUUUCUUGCGAUUGCCCCCUCGACAGCGUAUCAUCAUAUCUGCUUCGCUUAUGGGAGUCUCAUGCGCCGGAUUGUACGUCACCGAUAAAGUGGAACGCACCAUUCUUGAGCGACAGAAGGCAGAAAAUACAGUCGACAAGCUGGGCAUUGAUGUUGUUACGCAUGGGCAGAGUGGCAGUGAUUAUAGGAAUCUGGAGACUCGAGGCAGUAGUACCGAUGCUGUGCGCAUCAUGGACGCAAAACGAAAAGCCGAGCAGUGA